Diachasmimorpha longicaudata is the source of this 2964-nucleotide messenger RNA. It is a transcript of the gene noc, whose product is annotated as zinc finger protein Noc. Gene Ontology annotation, cellular component: nucleus. The transcript is spliced from 2 exons. Gene Ontology annotation, biological process: negative regulation of DNA-templated transcription. The coding region runs from base 380 to 1819 and encodes 479 amino acids. NCBI's taxonomy places the organism in Eukaryota, Metazoa, Arthropoda, Insecta, Hymenoptera, Braconidae. The record is from RefSeq and is a predicted model, not a curated record.
CCUCCCCAUUUCCACCGCUGUACGAACGAGUCUCGUCGCAAGCUAUCCCCACUCCUUGGUUUGUCAGCGAUGUGGUGGGAGGAACAAGAGCACUUGAAAUAUUUAACGGCGAUGGGGUGGGGGUGCUAGUAGAUGGCGCUGGCGGCAAUCAUUCGGGGAGCUGGAAGAGUCGAGAGGUGCGCUCCGCACUACCUUCCUGGAUUUUGUACGUGAUACUACAUUGGUCUUGUACUUCGUACAAAGUUUAUUUGAAUUUAUAUCCUGAGGGAUAAAUUUAGAGGCACAAGUAUCAAUAAUUAAUGUCAGUGGAAAGGAAUCAGUUUGGGUGAAUUAACACUGUGUUGAUGUGUGAUAUUUUUUUAUUGAGUGGUGAAUACAAAUGGUUGUGCUAGAAGAAGGCGGAAUGUUGACCACUGGACACAAUCAGUACUUACAACCGGAUUAUCUCUCUCCGCUUCCAACGACGUUGGACGCGAAGAAGAGCCCGCUGGCAAUGCUCGCCCAAACCUGUAGCCAAAUAGGAGCAGAUUCACCAGCGAAACCCUUGAUAUCAUCCCUGGAAAAAUCAAAAACUAGUUCAAACGCCCGUUCACCGCCGGCGACAAAGAUGGAGCGGAUCCGUAGUAGUCCGUCGGAACCCAAGCCCCUGGCGUUCAAGCCCUAUGAAACCAAUGUUCUAACAAAAAAAUCAAGCCACGAUGACAGUAGACCAACAUCGAAAGCCAGUGUACAAAGUGUCAGUGCUCAGGAUAGUGUUAGUGCAAGUGAAAAUAACAACAAUAACGAUAAAAAAUCCGGUAAACGAACACCACUUGGACGGAAAUCGGCAUCACCCUGUCAGGGUAAUAAUUCAACAACAGCAAGUAGUGCAUCACCAAUGGAGAGAAAGACACCGGCCCAAGAGGUCGAAAAAUCCAGUGAAUCAUCACGAAACAGCGGAGCGAGUCCAAUAAUUCGAUCGGGAAUGGAGGUACUAUCAGGUGCAGGACACCCGAAAGAGAGCAGUAGUCUAAAUGCAUACAAGCACGGACUGGGAUUUGGCAGCAGUCCCCUCUGUUGUCCACCAGGGCUGAUGGAGAAUCCAGCAUUCAGACCAUCAUUUCCCGGUGCUUCGCCAUUCACUCAUCAUCACGCAGCAGCUGCUGCAGCACUUCUCGGUUAUCCGACGGCAGCCGGCAGUAAUCCAUACCUCAGCUAUACCCGUGUGAAGACCCCAGCUGGUGGUGAAGCGCUUGUCCCUGUCUGCAAGGAUCCAUAUUGCACUGGCUGCCAGUACAGCAUGCACAAUGCCCAGAUGAUGAUGGGCGCAGGUCCCUGUCCAAGUGGUUGCACUCAGUGUGAGCAUCAGAAAUACGGCCUAGCCAUGGCUCUCUCCUCCCUUGGACCAAUGCCACCACCAUCCAUGUCCUAUCCUCAGUCCCUCGCUGGUGGCAGGCCCUACGUUUGCAACUGGAUUGCGGGAGACACCUAUUGCGGUAAACGCUUCACCACAUCUGAGGAGCUUCUUCAACAUCUGAGGAGUCACACUAGUAUAGCGGGAAGCGAUGCGGCGGCCUCCGCUGCGCUGCUCGCUGCCCAACAUCCCCAUCAUCCACUGUUAUCUCCAUCAGCUGCGCUUCAUCGUGCUGCUAGUGGCAGCUAUCCUGCACCUCCUCUCAGCCCCCUCAGCGGCAGGUACCAUCCCUAUGGAAAACCACCAGCUGGUCCACUUCCUGCCUCACUGGCUGCAUCGCCUUACAGUGCAUUCAACACUCUGGGACCUUACUACUCUCCCUACACCCUCUACGGCCAACGAAUGGGCGCCGCUGUUCAUCCUUAAGGUGAUUUUUAUCGCGAGCCACAAUCAAGAUACACAAGUAUACAAUUAUCGUUGUAUAAACCAGAGACUGUCACUUGUAAAUAACGCGCCGCGGGUGCUCAUGUAAAUUAGAAACUCUAUUUAAAUGAAUAUACAGAUAUAUAUGAAAACGGAAUGGAGAAAAAAAACAAUGGCAAAUGAAUAUAUGAAUAUAUAAACUAAAUAUAUGACAAUUGAAGUUUUAUGAUGUAUCGCGACAGUUUAACGUUGACCCGUUGGCUGCAGAGAGCCGCUCUGACACACUUGAAUUAUACGCCUAUUAAAAUCCGAUUGAUUUACGAGCGGGUAUUAUUAAACGUCUCGUUUUCACGAUUGUGUCCACCCGAUAUAAAUUAUCAAACAAUAUUUCAUUGGUUUUUUUUUUACUGUUGUCUUUCUUCUGGGUUGGUGUUGGACUGUGUCGUAUGGGUGAAUGUUUAUGAGGCACUGGUGUCCAGGGAGUCACAGGGAGGUGGGCUUUUUACGAGGGGGUUGGCAGUAGAGUCUUGGUGUUUUUUUUUCGCUUUUGUUUUUUCGAAACCAACUAGGCGGCUUUACGACUCGUCCAAUGUGGAGUAAGGAUGGAAAACACAGCGUCGUAAUUCAUGCUGAGUAAAAUGUGUAAUCAUGUGUCGCUGAAGAAUGGCCUGAGUCAACACAAAGGGGGGCGGGGGGUGGGAGUACAAGAGAGGGAGAUAGGCGCGUAGAAAAAAAAGAAUGAUGAUACGAUCCGUGUCCAUUGUGUAACUGUGAUAUUUAUUAUUCAUUUCGAUUAUAGAACUAAGCGUUUCCGUUUGCUUUCGUUAUCCAUCGUUUGAUCCCUUAGAAAUUUACGGAGCCUCGGAGAUCAUGUGGAUGUCGAGUGUAAACAGAGUGUACGUCGGGGAGAAUCGUUGGUUUGUUGAGAGCACAACAUCCGGUGUAAAUUAGUGAGAUAAAAAAUGAGAGAAAGGGGGAAAAAAAUAUUGUCACGUCUGCCUGACAUGCCGUCGGAUGAGUGUUCUUAUCGUGUCUUAGACGACCCACACGAUGCAACGAUGUGUCAUUCACACUGUAAAUAGGAAUUGUAAAUAUCGUUGAGUUUCCAUACCGCUUUAAUAAACAUGUUUGUAGAAUCACAUAUUCAA